Molecule: messenger RNA, 1209 nt
Organism: Didymodactylos carnosus
Lineage: Eukaryota; Metazoa; Rotifera; Eurotatoria; Philodinida; Philodinidae
Source: the annotation of a GenBank genome assembly
AUGCAUUCAGAAUCGAAUAAAACGAUAGUAACAUAUUUGUCAGAUCAUAUAAAAACACUACUAUUAAUCGUGCCAUCGACUGUUGUCUUACUAACAUGUUGUGUACGCACCUUAAGACGUUACCCGAAUAUAAUUUGUAUGGAAAAUACACAACGUAACCUUCAAAUUAUUCGAACCUGUCCACAAUUAACAGAAUAUCACCCGACAUCAUGGAUUAUAAAUGGCCAUCUAAUGACAGUAUUAGGCGUUAUCUUUAGAAAAUUACCAUCGUUAACGUUCAAACGUGUGCUGCUAGCCGUUGAAGAAGGAAUAAUUGCCGUCGAUUGGCAUACACAGCCGUUACCUAAACAGCCUAUAUUACUACUACUCCAUGGCUUGACUGGAGGAAGUCAUAAUAGUUAUAUACGCUAUAUGAUAAAAGCGGCCUCAAAAUCGGGUCUGUGUUGUGUUGUUACACAUGCAAGAGGCUGCGGUCUCUCAGAUUUAACAUCACCCAGAUCGUUUUCCGGUGCAUGGACAGGAGAUGUUCGUGAAACAGUAAAAUAUAUAAGAAAAAUUGUUGGACCGGACACACCAGUAUUCGGUAUGGGAUAUUCUCUAGGAGCUGGUGUUCUCACCAAAUAUAUUGGCGAAGAAGGUAUCCGUUGUGAAUUGAAUGGUGCAAUUGCUUGUUGUCCAAGUUUAAAUAUGAUAUUAUCAACAAAUAAAAUGGAAAAAUGGUUUAAUAGUCUACUGUAUAAUCGACUUUUGACAUCAAAUUUAAUUAAUUAUCUUCGACGACAUGAAAAACAUUUUACCAAUAGUGAUAUUAUUGACCUGUCAAAUGUUUAUAAGUCACGAACAAUACGAGAAUUCGAUACACGUGUAAUUGUACCAAUGUUUCGUUACCGUGAUGUUUUUCACUAUUACGAAGACGCAUCAUCAGCAAAAUAUUUAGAACAUAUAAAAAUACCAACAUUGAUACUGUGUGCCGUUGAUGACCCAAUAUGCGAUGUUAACGGUUUGCCAAUGGAAACAAUUCAUAAAAAUGAUAAUAUAAUAGCGAUUAAAACAAAAGAAGGUGGACAUGUUGGAUGGUUGACAGGUUGGUGGCCAAAAACUUAUAGUUGGGAAAAUAAGGCGAUUGUAGAAUAUAUUAAUGCUAGAUUAAAUGAAAUGAAUUAUGUGUGGGAGCGAAAAGAAGAUCCAUUAAUAGUUGAUACGUUUUGA